AAGAAGUGGACGCGCACAUCCCAUCGAUCUCAACACGCCACCGAUGGCCGUCGGCCAGACCGCUCCGGCGGCAGAGGAGGUCAAGCUCUCAAUCUCCGGCGCGGCCCUUCCGGCGCUCCUCCACCGCUGCGGGGCUGCCACGGCCGACUGCGACGGCCUCCUAUUCGGCCGCGCCGCUCGCCCGCCGGCCCUUCCCCCCUCCCUCUCCGACUACGACGACCACGCCCCCGAGCUCUCAGCGCCACCCAUGUCCAUCACCGUCUCCGGCCACUCCUCUCUCUCCCAACCCUCCUCCCUCACCAACCCCCUCGGCCGCUUCCACCCACUACCCCCCUCCUCGCCGCCCCCGCUCGGUUUCUUCUCCUCCCGUCGCCGCGCCCCUCUCCGCCCCUCCAUGCGCGAGCUUUCCCUCGCGUGCUCCCUCUCCAAAGCCCUACAGCCCCUCGCCCACCCACUCAUCUUCAUCCUCGUCUCCCCCUCCGCCUCCCGCGACCUCUCCACCCACUCCUUCGACUACCGCGCCUACCUCCUCCGCGGAUCCCGGCUCGUCCCGUCCUCUCUCACCGUCGUCAACGUCGGCCCCGGGUUCCGGGACCAGUACCACACCUUCGCUCCGCAGUCGCCCUUCCCUUUGCUGCCGCCACAAGCGCCCCAAGGAGGGGAUGGUCAUAGCAUCGGAGAGCAGAAGGCAGUAGACGCGAUGGUUGAGGGGUUUGGGCUGGGGAGGCUGCAAGAGCUCGUUCGUGCUGCGGCCGGGCAGGCGGCGGAGAUGGAUGGCAUGUAUGCCGGGAUGCUCCGGAGGCUGGAGAAGCUAGCAAAGGAGGUGGAGAAGAGUAAUCACAGCGUGCUCGAUCAGGAAAAGCGGAACGUGCUGCUUAGGCACAGGUCAGCGGGACUGGUAUGAACAGACCAAAGCUUCUUUCGGUCUCAGCAAGCUGACUCAUUCUGCCCUGGAGACAUCCAUAGAGGAUGACCGCAUGAUCUUGAUUACACUGCUUAAUCUACCUUCCACAGUUACGGAGUACUUGCUUGAUAUGGUUUUGCUUCCAUUCGAUGCUUCCACAGUUACUUUAGCUGACUCAUUCUGCCCUGGAGACAUCCAUACUCUGGGAUGACCGCAUGAUCUUGAUUACACUGCUUAUCUACCUUCCACAGUUACUUGCUUGAUAUGGUUUUGCUUCCAUUCGAAGCAUCUUCUUAUGAGAAGUUAUUAUGAAUUGCGAGGCUUGUUAAAUUAGUUUUAGGGGCAUUGUGAAUUGUGGGAACCGUUGAGGUUCCAAGUCAUUUCAUCAGGUGCUGGUUAUGCAACUAUACUAGUUCACUUCCUACUUGCUGUGAGAAAUGGGAGCUUUGGUCCUGAAUCCUGAUACACCUGAACCUGAAGUUGUGCCAUGACUUGUGUGUAUACCAACCU
Lolium perenne is the source of this 1414-nucleotide messenger RNA. RefSeq lists its product as uncharacterized. Lineage: Eukaryota; Viridiplantae; Streptophyta; Magnoliopsida; Poales; Poaceae. Gene Ontology annotation, cellular component: nucleus. The record is from RefSeq and is a predicted model, not a curated record. Gene Ontology annotation, molecular function: polyubiquitin modification-dependent protein binding.